This is a messenger RNA of Nymphalis io (European peacock), 1250 nucleotides long. It is a transcript of the gene Mettl4, whose product is annotated as DNA N6-methyl methyltransferase. NCBI's taxonomy places the organism in Eukaryota, Metazoa, Arthropoda, Insecta, Lepidoptera, Nymphalidae. Gene Ontology annotation, molecular function: methyltransferase activity; nucleic acid binding. The record is from RefSeq and is a predicted model, not a curated record. The transcript is spliced from 5 exons. Gene Ontology annotation, cellular component: nucleus; RNA N6-methyladenosine methyltransferase complex. The coding region runs from base 191 to 1231 and encodes 346 amino acids.
AUUAAUAUACAACUAAAGUAGAAUACAAAUAAAUAAAUGAUAUAAGUAUAUACAAAAAAAGUAAACAAGCUCUAGCAAAGGCUCUGUAAAAAUUUAAAUAAAUGAAACAUUAUUAUAAUAAAAAUGAAAACAAGUGAAUUAUUCUAUACUCACUAGUCAUUAGUAUUAAGUGUCUAAUUUCGAAUGAGACAUGAGUAUAUUAUUUAAAGAAAACAACUUAGUUUUAAUUGAUCAUAGAAAUUUUAUUUCUGGAAUUUAUAAAGGCAUAACCAAUGACCAAGAGAAAUCGUCAAAUUAUACAUUAAGAGGAAAAUUGUUUUCAAUUAAAAAUAGUAAAGAAAAUGGGACUAAAAAGAGACCACGAGAAUGUAGUCAAAUAAUUGAAGAAGCAUCUCUAAUUAAACAAAUGUACAAAGAUCUUUAUGAAAAAAUUCCAAUAGAAAUUAAGCAAAAUAUAAGUAAUAAGUAUGACUUAUUAGACACAUCACUUGUCAGGGACCUAUCGAGGAAAUAUUUUGAGUGUACUGCCUUUGAUCAUAAAGGAUUGAGCGGUGGGAAUAAUUCUGAUGGUCCAUUGCAUUGUAAAGUUAAAGAUGACUAUUUUCUCAUCCCACCAAACUCAAGGUUUUUUUGUGGAUGUGUAAAAGAACAAUGCCAGAAGUUGAAGUCUAACAAAUAUGACAUAGUAAUAGCUGAUCCUCCUUGGUGGAACAAAUAUAUUAGAAGGUUGAAAGGUGCUAAUGAUAAGUUGAGUUAUUCAAUGAUGUACAAUGACGACGUAGCAUCAAUCCCACUUAAAGAUCUACUUUCUAAAAAUUGUUUAAUAGCUGUCUGGUGUACUAAUGCACUAAGUAAUAUUAAUGCUGUCAAAAAUAUAAUAUUCCCGGAAUGGGGUGUCGAGUAUGUAACAACAUGGUAUUGGUUGAAAUUAAAUAUAGAUUUGGCACCUCUGUGCGACUUUAGUGCUGGCUGUAAGAAGCAACCCUAUGAAAGAGUGAUGAUAGGCAAAAUUGGAGAUGUUAAAAAUAUACCAUGUGAUUUAUUAUUGGCUAGUGUGCCUAGUGCCUUGCAUUCACAUAAACCGCCUUUAUUAGACUUAUUAAGGUCCUGCAUUGCAGUCAAAGAUGUGAAGGUAUUAGAGCUGUUCGCACGGUAUUUACUUCCGAACACAACUAGUGUUGGCUUCGAACCUUUAAAAUGGCAACAUAUAUCAUUGUAUGAAGAAAUUUAAUAAAUACAUAAGAAACAAA